Messenger RNA from Coccinella septempunctata (seven-spotted ladybird), 1070 nucleotides. Its product is annotated as protein ILRUN. Gene Ontology annotation, biological process: macroautophagy. The transcript has 4 exons. Gene Ontology annotation, cellular component: phagophore assembly site. Gene Ontology annotation, molecular function: ubiquitin binding. The coding region runs from base 223 to 900 and encodes 225 amino acids. NCBI's taxonomy places the organism in Eukaryota, Metazoa, Arthropoda, Insecta, Coleoptera, Coccinellidae. The record is from RefSeq and is a predicted model, not a curated record.
AUGGUUGACAACUUAACCUUGAGAACCUCUGUUAUCUGUGAACAGGUCAGAGAUGACAAGAGGAAGGAUAAAUAUAAAUUGCAUUGUAAUCCAAAACAGAAUGAAUCUAAAGAUGUAUUAACUUCUGUUACGGUCAGCACCUUUUCUUUUAGAAACAACUAAUUGACGACUUUAGUCAUGGCUAUACUUCAAGACAAUAAUAGAUUAUAGAUCCUUUUAAAGAUGGAGAUGGAUGAUAAUGAUGCUACCUCAGCGAUGGAGGUGGAGCAGACACUUCUGCAUCAGUUUAGUUGCCUGGGAACAACUGAUCGCGACGACUUGGUGAAUCAACUGCAGAGGCUUUUAGGCAAGGAUAUCAACUAUUCGACUGCAUCGUUUUUCUUGGACAUGAACAACUGGAACUUACAAGGCGCCAUCUGUUCGUAUCUGGACGCAGAAUCGCAGUGUCCGCUACCGCGCAUGACCCUGAUCAGCGAACCAGAGAGCAGCACCAGAAAGAUACUAGAACCCCACACCAAGUUCGAACAUGUUUGGACGAUAAGCAAUACUGGAUCAGAUAAAUGGCCGCCGGGUUGCUACGCCGAGCAGUGUCAACCGCCAGUUGGAUUGAAUCGCCCGGGAAGGAUACAGGUGCCUUGUUUGACGCCCGGUUCAAGUUAUCGUUUAGUGGUGGACUUUGUCGCCCCCGAAAAGUCCGCUAUUUAUCAGUCGAAGUGGAGGUUGUGCGUAUCAGACGGCACGUAUUUUGGGGAAACGAUGUGGGUGAUUGUCGAGGUGGAUGAGGAACGCACGUCCAGACUAGCUAAAGAACUGGAAGCGUUGAGGUCUUUGGGUAACAGGAUAGUUGACUCUUCGGACUGCCCGAAUCCCUUCGAUGUGAACAAUAAACAAGGACUGUGAUUUAGAAGUGAACAUUCUGUGAUCUGGAGAGGCAUAUUCUAGGCGAAGACAAACUUUUGUGAUGAAGUGAUGUACAAAUUUAUUUUCGUGAAAGAUAAUUGUUAGGUUUCAAAAAUUCUUAUUAAACUUUGAUAUUGGAAUUUUUUUUGGGAAUAGAUUACUGAAUAAGA